Molecule: messenger RNA, 447 nt
Organism: Moneuplotes crassus
Lineage: Eukaryota; Ciliophora; Spirotrichea; Euplotida; Euplotidae
Source: the annotation of a GenBank genome assembly
UAAAUAUUAGUUAAAACAUCUAUAAAAUGAAACAACGCUCUGACGUAUCAAGUAGCAGAAGGAAGAAUAGAAAGAGACAUUUUACAGCCCCUUCCCACAUUAGAAGAAAGAUUAUGUCUUGUCCAUUAUCUAAGGAAUUAAGGGAACAACAUGGAAUUAGAUCUAUGCCGGUCAGAAGAGGAGACACAAUUAAGGUAGUAAGAGGAUAUUACAAAACCAAAGCCGGAAGAGUAAAACACGUCUCCAGACAGAGAUGGAGUAUCUGGGCUAAAUCAGUUAGCCACGAAAUUUACAAUGGAAAGACUGUUGGAAUUGCCUUGCAUCCAUCCAAUUGUGUAAUUACUAAGCUCAACACCAAGAGGAAAGAUAGGCAAGAAAUUAUUGAUAGGAAGAAGAGUGGAUCUGCUGCUGGAGGUGAUAACAGAGUUGAUUAAUUAGCUGAGUAUA